CUCUCGACCCCGAAAAAAGAUCAGAAUCACUGGCGAGUAGAGCAUCAUGGGAGGACGAGGAUGCUCGGCACCGACAUCACCCCGUUCGUUUAUCCGCCCAGGUCGACUAUCCACUUCGUCGGAAUCAUCAUCCUGUGCCCCAUGUUCGCCCUCCCCAGCGGGAACAUUGACCGGGUUUGGGCUGUCGGUAUCAGAAAUCACUUCCUCUUCCACCAUACUCAGACGAUCGUCAGGUCCCGUAUUCAUAUCGGGUGCCUAGGUUUCCCGCGUUUUGCUAUGCGUUCCUAGUGAGUAUCGAGGUGGGUAUCCUAACACGAGAUCAAGCUAGAGGGUAUCAAGGGCAUAUUUGUACUUACGGAUUGGC
Aspergillus saccharolyticus JOP 1030-1 is the source of this 364-nucleotide messenger RNA. RefSeq lists its product as uncharacterized. The record is from RefSeq and is a predicted model, not a curated record. Lineage: Eukaryota; Fungi; Ascomycota; Eurotiomycetes; Eurotiales; Aspergillaceae. Bases 61 to 288 code for a protein of 75 amino acids. The transcript has a single exon.